Messenger RNA from Paraphaeosphaeria sporulosa, 2830 nucleotides. RefSeq names its product PMT-domain-containing protein. Lineage: Eukaryota; Fungi; Ascomycota; Dothideomycetes; Pleosporales; Didymosphaeriaceae. The record is from RefSeq and is a predicted model, not a curated record. The transcript is spliced from 4 exons. Gene Ontology annotation, cellular component: membrane; endoplasmic reticulum. Gene Ontology annotation, biological process: protein O-linked glycosylation via mannose. Gene Ontology annotation, molecular function: dolichyl-phosphate-mannose-protein mannosyltransferase activity. Bases 329 to 2548 code for a protein of 739 amino acids.
GCCCUUGCUCAGCUCGAACGUCGCCUUGCAGUACAAUUUCUAUUUCGGUACACGCUCUCCUGCGUCGACUCUCUACCGACGGGGGAAAUUCUGGCGUGUGCAUUUCGUCUUCCGGGCUCCUCAUCUUCUUCUAUCGCCUUGUAAUAUCUCUUCGACCGCCGCUCGUUUUACGUGGUCAAGCUCCGCAGCCACACACCACCAGGCCACCUCAGCCCCCACCGCGACUCGACCGCCGCCCAUUGCGGACUUGAUUCUUCGCGCAACGUGUCCCGGCCUGCGUGCGACAACUGAAUAAGGACCAGGGAGACAGCGCUGCAGACUCCACAUCAUGGCGUCCAACGCGCAAGCAACGGGCGCAGACCCCAGAGCGGAGGAGCUGCGGAGAAGAAACGUAGCUGGUCAGCCAGCUGCCACACCGCAGGUGGCACAGGCCCCAUCGGCAGAGAAGUCAAAGGAAAAGCCUUUCAGCGUUAUCGGCUUCCUCGACGACUACGAAUUCCUAUGGGCCCCGUUGCUCUUCACGGCCCUCGCUUUCUUCACACGCAUGUGGAAGAUUGGCCUCUCGCCGAUUGUCACUUGGGAUGAAGCCCAUUUCGGAAAGUUUGGCUCCCACUACCUCAAGCGCGAAUUCUACUUCGAUGUCCACCCUCCGCUAGGGAAAAUGCUCGUCGGUCUCUCUGGGUACCUCGCAGGAUACAAUGGCUCGUUUGAGUUCAAAUCGGGAGAAACGUACCCUCCGGAGCUCAACUACACCUUCAUGCGCCUCUUCAACGCUGUGUUUGGCGCUGUCUGCGUCCCGUUGGCAUACUUCACCGCGAAGGAGCUCAACUUCCGGAGACCGACCGUAUGGCUCGUUACGCUCAUGGUCUUGUUCGAGAACUCGUACACCACCAUCAGCCGCUUCAUCCUGCUCGACUCAAUGCUGCUGUGCUUCACUUUCACCACCGUCUUCUGCUGGUCCAAGUUCCACCGUUACCAAAGGGAUCCAUUCUCGCCAGAAUGGGGUCUGUGGCUGAUGCUCCUUGGUGUAUCCAUUGGCUGUGUUUGCAGCGUCAAGUGGGUUGGUUUCUUCGUCACUGCAUUAGUUGGAUUGUACACAAUUGAAGACCUCUGGAACAAGUUUGGCGACCUGAAGAUGCCCAAGGUUGAGCUGGCCACGCAUCUCGCUUUCCGCGUCUUUGGUCUCAUUCUCAUUCCUCUGGCUGUGUACAUGUUCUCUUUCUACCUGCACUUCAUCAUCCUCGAGAACAGUGGCCCAGGCGAUGCUCAGAUGAGCUCCCUCUUUCAGGCCAACUUGCGCGGCACCGAGGUUGGAAAAGACAGCCCUCUCGAAGUCGCUUACGGGUCGCGUGCUACCUUGAAGAACAUGGGAUACGGCGGAGGCCUGCUUCACUCUCACCACCAAACUUACCCGGAGGGCUCCAACCAACAGCAAAUUACCUGCUACCACCACAAGGACUCCAACAACGACUGGUUUUUCUACCCCAACCGUCACGAGGCUGAUUACUCGCCCGAGGAAGCGCUUCGCUACCCUGGAAACGGCGACGUAAUUCGUUUGAUCCACGCUCAGACUGGUCGUAACCUGCACUCCCACAACAUUCCUGCUCCCGUGACCAAGGCCGACUGGGAAGUUUCUUGCUACGGUAACACGACGGUUGGCGACACCAAAGACCACUGGAAGAUUGAGGUUGUCCGUGACGCAGCCUCGCGGGACUACUCCAAAAUUCGAACCCUGACCACCGCUUUCCGCUUGAAGCACGUCGACCUCAACUGCUACUUGCGCGCGGGCAACGUGAACCUGCCGCAGUGGGGUUUCAAGCAGAUCGAAACCACCUGCGUCAAGGAGAACAAGCCCCGUGAUGUCUAUACCCACUGGAACGUCGAAAGCCACUGGAACGAGAAGCUGCCAAACGGCAACCCUGAUUCCUACAGGUCUCCUUUCCUUCAAGAUUUCAUUCAUCUCAACGUUGCCAUGAUGACGUCCAACAACGCACUGGUACCUGACCCAGACAAGCAGGAUGAUCUUGCUUCCAAGUUCUGGCAGUGGCCCUUCCUGCACGUCGGUCUUCGUAUGUGCGGAUGGAACGAUGACAUCGUCAAAUACUUCCUCCUCGGCAAUCCCAUUGUCUACUGGGGCUCCACGGCCUCCCUCGGGGUCUUCGCCCUUCUGGUUGCUUUCUACCUCAUCCGCUGGCAACGCGGAUACGACGACCUCAAGUCUGCCGAGAUCGACCAGAUUCACUACGCUGGUCUCUACCCUGUCAUCGGCUGGUUCCUGCAUUACCUUCCCUUCGUCGCCAUGGGUCGUGUCACUUAUGUCCACCACUACUACCCCGCUUUGUACUUUGCCAUCCUGACUUCGGGCUUCUGCAUCGACUUUGCGACCCGCAAGCUGAACAAGCAGGUCAGCUGGGUGCUGUAUGGCGCUCUCUACAUUGCCAUCAUUGGGCUCUUCUGGCUAUUCAGGGCUAUCUCGUUUGGUAUGGAGGGACCGAGCAAGCAGUGGAGCCAUCUUAAGUGGUUCGAGAGCUGGAGGAUUACGGACUAAGGAACUGCAAUCUGAUGGGCAUGUCUCGAUUUUUACGGAUGCGCGAAGGAGAAGGAUCGCGUAAAGGAUUUUACUAGAUAACCGCGUGCCUGGCGGCUUCGCUGGGUAGAGGAAGCGGCUUCCGACAUGUAUUAUCUCCACUUCUUUUGUCAUGUAGGGCUGGUUGGGCGCUGUUGGGUUGGAAUGGGUUGGGAGGUAAAAGAUUAUGAAUGUGAUUUAGUAUGUUGUCGAAUUUGUGCAUUGCUGAGUGAGAUUCUGUAAUGGAUCUUGGUUGAACUGAGG